UCUCUCUCUCUCACAUGAAAAGCUUUUACCGUCGCUGCUCAGACACUGGUGAAUCCUACUGUGGUCCGACCUGGACCCCAGGACCUGUCUGGACUUCACUUCUGACGUGUCCGGUGGAGCUCUGGGACGGGAUGCUGGGCACCGAGGCUGACGGAGCUGACGUGGGCCUGCUGAGCCCGGAGCAGCUGGAGUGUAAGAUCUGCUACUGCAGCUACAACCUGGCCGGUCGCCGGCCCAAGGUUCUGCGGUGCCGCCACUGCCUGUGCUCCAGGUGCCUGUCUAAGAUCCUGGACCUGGACGGGCCCGCCGGCGCCGUCAUGUGCCCGUUCUGCCGCUGUGUCACUGUCCUGACGGGGGCGACGCCCAACAACCUGCUGGACGACUGCGAGCUGCUGGCAGCGCUGGCCCUCCAGAACCGGAACCAGAGAAGCCUCCACCUGUACCAGCAGGCCCAGACGGAGCUGGUGCUCAGCCCCAGACGGCUGAGCCUGCUGGUGAGCAGCAGCCCCCCUGUGGCCUCCUCCUCCUCCUCCUCCUCCUCCUCCUCCGCCCAUAGCUUUGUGGUCAUCACCAUCAUGGAGCCUCCACCCGCGUCCCACCAGAACCUCCAGCUCCAGCCCCAGCCCCGGGGCCCGUACGUGCCCGGCCUGGACUACCGCUCCUCCAGCCUGGACUCCAUGGCCUCCAUCCACCAGAGGUGGACGGGGUGGAACUGCGCCGCCCGGGCGCUGGUGUGGGUUCUGGCGCUGCUGUACUUCAGCUCGCUGCCUCUGGGCGUUUUCCUGCUCGUCAUGCAGAGGACCGGGCUGGGGGCCGUGCUGCUGAGCCUGGUUCCGUCCAGCCUGGUCCUGGUCCUGGUCUACGGCCUCUGCCGGUGCGUCUGCCAUGAGCUGUGGCUCUGCAUGAACUGAACCAGUGGAAGAAACAGCCGACUCAGCGUCUGAUCCACAUCCAUCACUAUCGCACAUUAGAGCCUGAAUCGGCCAAUGCCGAAUGGGCUCAACUUCAGCUUGAGGUGAAGCGUCUGUGGAUCAGAGUGUUAACAGGCAGCAGCCAAACAGAAGGACGUGGAUGUGAGCGCUGAAUAAAAAGGUCCCGUUUACUGACGGCUCACUGAGGCCACGCCCUCAUGUUUAAUGAAGAACCACCCAGUGGGUUGUUACAUCACUGCCAUCUGACCCCCAACGCAUGAACAUGUUCUGUUACUAACCUCACACUGGACCUUUUCUCCCUUUUAUCUGUAUUCAUUAAAUCAGCUCUUUCGUGUCUAUUAUUUUUUCUUUUGUUGUUUACAUUCGUUUUUACCUGAAUGAGGUCUCGUCUGUUGUCACGUCUCAGUUGACAUGAACCUGCAGCGAGUCGCAAAGUCAACGUCAUGAAGGAUGUUCUGUGUUUUCAGGGGUUUUCUGUUUGUGUGACCGUCAGUUAAACUGACUCUUACCCGGUCAGAACCACUAGGUGGCGCUGGAUCCACCUC
This is a messenger RNA of Betta splendens (Siamese fighting fish), 1477 nucleotides long. It is a transcript of the gene rnf182, whose product is annotated as ring finger protein 182. The record is from RefSeq and is a predicted model, not a curated record. Bases 15 to 911 code for a protein of 298 amino acids. Lineage: Eukaryota; Metazoa; Chordata; Actinopteri; Anabantiformes; Osphronemidae. The transcript has a single exon.